Messenger RNA from Coffea arabica (coffee), 1529 nucleotides. RefSeq names its product NAC domain-containing protein 83. Gene Ontology annotation, molecular function: DNA binding. Gene Ontology annotation, biological process: regulation of DNA-templated transcription. NCBI's taxonomy places the organism in Eukaryota, Viridiplantae, Streptophyta, Magnoliopsida, Gentianales, Rubiaceae. The record is from RefSeq and is a predicted model, not a curated record.
CUUCCCAUUCAGUGUACCCUCCAACUUUUCUCCUCAUCAAUCAUCAUCAUCAUCUCUCUCUCUCUCUCUUUGUGCAUUUUCCCUCCUAUUUAUUUCCUCUUUCUUCUGAAUAAUCAAUCAUGUUAUACGUGCUGUCUCUUUCUUAAGUCUAUAAUGGGUUGCAACUGGUAAAGAGAAGAGUUACAUGUGUUUGAAAGUUGCAACCGCAAAUUAGAAGGGUUCGUAAAUACUGGUGCCUAAUUCAACUGCUCUGAGUUUCUAACUUUAAAUGAAUAGUUCCUCUGUUCCCUAUGGAGAAACUCAACUUUGUUAAGAAUGGCGUGCUGAGAUUGCCACCUGGCUUUCGGUUUCAUCCGACCGAUGAAGAGCUGGUUGUUCAGUACUUGAAGCGCAAGGCCCUGUCCUGCCCUCUCCCUGCAUCCAUAAUCCCAGAGGUUGAUGUCUGCAAGUCUGACCCUUGGGAUUUGCCAGGUGAUUUGGAGAGAGAGAGGUACUUCUUUAGCAAAAGGGAAGUGAAGUAUCGAAAUGGAAACCGAUCCAACAGAGCAACUGGUUCAGGAUAUUGGAAGGCAACUGGGGUAGACAAACAAAUAGUGGCAUGUAGAAGCCGCCUAGGAGUAGGAGGAGUUGGUGGUGUGAAGAAGACACUGGUGUUUUACAGAGGAAAGCCACCGAAUGGGAUCAGAACUGACUGGGUCAUGCAUGAGUAUCGCCUCGUUAAUGUCGUCGAAGCCGCCGCCCCAAUAUCUCCGCUGCAAAACAAAUCGGCCCAGGAAAAUUGGGUUCUCUGCCGCAUAUUCUUGAAGAGGAGAAGUGGGAAAUCUUCCGAGGAUGAGGUAACAGAGUCAUCCCUCCUGAAUUGCACAGCUGCUGCUCCUCCUCCUCUGGGGGGGAAAAUGAAUGGGGUGGUUGUUUUCUAUGACUUCUUGGGCAAGGAUACAAGGGAAUUGAAUCCGGGGGCAACAAUCUCCUCGUCUUCGGGGCGCAGUGGAAUCACUGAGAUUUCCUGUAAUGAAGCGGAGGAUAUGGAAGAAAGUAGCAGUUGCACUAGUCUUGGCCCUUUUAAAAGGAAUCAAUAAUAUGUUACUAGCAGCAAGUAGCAUGCUAGAAAAGAAAAAGCCCAGAGAAAGAAUUCAUCAGCCUCGAAAAUUCCGCAGGUCAGUUUAGAUAACCGAUUUGAUUCAGAGCCUGUAAUUUCGGCUAAAUCAGCUUCGCCUCUCUUUCCCUGCGGACUAGUUGUAGAAGAAAGAAGAAGCACUGCGCAGUAGUUAAAGUAGAAAAGAAGAGGCAGGGACAGGGAGUGGAAACUUCCUUGCUCGUAGGCCGUAGCCCCUUACUCGUUACUUAGUAUUACACUAGAUUAGAAGAUGAAAAAUUUCGAAGUGGAAUUUCCCCAUCCAGGACGGCUGACGUUUGACCUUUUUGAGUUAAAAAUCCAGUGGAGUAGCAGUAAAUUCGUAACCCCACUUCAAUGUAACUGUUCAAGAAAACUUUCUGCUUUUUUAAAUUUAAUUUUCAAUUUAGGUGCU